AUGGCUGCCUCUGGGUCGCCCCGUGAUGGUCGAGGCGCCGAGGAGGACGAGGCGGCGCGCAGCGGCAGCAAGUCGCUAGACGCCGAAUGUAACGACCGCUCAAAUGGGAGCGGGGACCGGGAUCACCGCGGCAAGUUGAAGCGGCGGGAGGAGGAGGAGAGCGAGAGCUCCGGAGAUGACUCCGGCGAGCGACGGAAACGGCGUAGAAAGGUGAAAGAGCGCCGGCGCCGGCGCCGCAGCCGCAGCGAGAGCUCGGGCUCGUCGUCAGAGUCGGAGUCCGAGUCGUCGUACUCGGGGUCCAGCGUGGAGUCUGAGAGCGAGUCGGAGUUGGAUUCGGAGGAGGAGAGGCGGCGGCGGCGGCGCAAGAGGAGGAAGGAGAGGGAGGAGGAGAGGAGACGAAGGAAGAAGGAGAAGGAGAAGGAGAGGAGGAAGAGGAAGGAGAAGGAAAAGGAGAAGGAGAGGAGGAGGAAGGAGAAGAAGAAGAGGAAGGAGGAGAAGAAGAAUUUGGGGAAGAAGGGCGCAGUGACCAACUCGUGGGGGAAAUAUGGCAUCAUCCGUGAGGUCGAUAUGUGGAGCAAGCGACCAGAGUUCACUGCAUGGCUAUCAGAAGUCAAGCAGGUUAAUUUGGAGGCAUUGUCAAAUUGGGAAGAGAAGCAAAUGUUCAAGGAAUUCAUGGAGGAUCACAAUACAGCCACUUUCCCGUCAAAAAAAUAUUAUAAUUUAGAUGCUUAUCAUCGCAAAGCAAUGGAGAAAGAGAAAAAGAAGGGUUUAAAGAUGUCUGUGACAGAACGUACAGUAUUUAAUGAUGAGGAACAGCGAAGAUUAGAAUUGUUGAAGGAGCGUGAACGACGAAAGGAGGAAGAAGUGGAAGCUUUAAAACGCUCUAUGCAAGCUGGACUGGCUCAAGACAUGAAGGAGCAGGCCCGUCUACGCGAAGAAAUGAACUACCAAUACAGGUUGGGCAAUUUUCAGGCUGCAGCUGCAAUCCAGAAAAGAUUGGAUCCUGAUGCUCCUUUGCAGUAA
Molecule: messenger RNA, 1023 nt
Organism: Miscanthus lutarioriparius
Lineage: Eukaryota; Viridiplantae; Streptophyta; Magnoliopsida; Poales; Poaceae
Source: the annotation of a GenBank genome assembly